AUGGAAGUUCAAAUCAUCAAUGAUCUUUCUGAGCUUGGAGGUGCGGAUGUGAUUCCCAGAGUUCAGAUAAUGCCUUUAAUCAUGAAAUUUGUAUGUCAGCCGAAUCUCCCCAAGACAAACAUGUGUUCUGUGACAGAACUGAGAUGGUUGCUUUCUAAGAAUAAACAAGCCCAGUCGGAGUGGCUGCCACCGACCUAGGCUGCACCGAAACAAGCAAUCUUAAGAGUCCACUAUCAAUUUCUAUUGUGGAAUAACGAUGUUGUAGCAAACCUACAGACCAUUGGGUUGUCAUGA
Molecule: messenger RNA, 294 nt
Organism: Pocillopora meandrina
Lineage: Eukaryota; Metazoa; Cnidaria; Anthozoa; Scleractinia; Pocilloporidae
Source: the annotation of a GenBank genome assembly